GGAAGAAUCAAUAGCAAAGAAGAAUUGUGUCACCGCUCAAUUAGUGAUAUCUACACAGUAGCACCGCUUUCAUGUAUAAGUACCCCAAUAUACCACUCAGGACGAUGGACUCAAUCAUUGUCUAUCCACUUCUUCGUCUCAACAUCUAAUAAACUUAUUCUUCAAUCCUUCUUGUUUUCAAGUAUAAUUCAAACCGAAAAAAUGGUUGCCAUCAAAAACAUUUUCUGCUUCAUCACAGCAGUCACUGCUGCCACUAUUUACCAGCGUACACCGGCAACUAUUCUCACGGAUAUAACCACCAUCGAUACCAAUGUUAACGCUCUUACAAAGGCAGUCGACAACUACAACGGUGGAUUCUUUGACCUGCUUACAGUUAGCAGCGCCGAAUCAACCUUGGAAACUUCUAUCAAGAACGCUGCCACCGAUACCGCCAACACAUCUCCAUUGUCCUCAGCUGACUCCACCAACAUUCUCAAUGCAAUCAAUCAUCUGAUCCCCGAUAUCCAACAGGCACUCGAUGCACUUGUAGCAAAGAAGACUACAUUCGCUAACGCAGGGGUUGCUUCAACCGUUGAGGGUGACUUAGCGAAUUUGAAAAAGGAAACUGAUACUUUUGGAAAGAAUCUUCUUGCCAUUUCCUCUUCUGAUGUAGAGCCAAAAUUAUCUGCGACUUUGAGUACAAUUGAUAACGAUUUUACCAAUGCAGAGGCUGCAUUUUAAGGCGGUUCAUAUAUUUGACAAUGGCAUCGCAUAAGAACCUGGGAGCUAGUGGCGGGAGAGAAUUGAUUAGAUUGAAUCGGAAUUUGGAACAAUCGAUACCUCUGAAUGAGGUCAGUUGGGAAUGGAAACAGAUUAUUUAAAAUCUGACAUCGGCUGAAUCCAAAGAUAUUACUCUAUAAAAAUCAUAAAACCACUCCCUUGCACCUGUGUAUACCUAGUACUGAAUCGCCAUUGUUCCAAGGCAAGCUAAAGUUUCUAGAACGUUCACCCCUAUCUUUGAAUAACUCACCAGAAUCUGCUAUUC
Molecule: messenger RNA, 1024 nt
Organism: Botrytis cinerea B05.10
Lineage: Eukaryota; Fungi; Ascomycota; Leotiomycetes; Helotiales; Sclerotiniaceae
Exons: 2
Coding region: 202-720 (172 amino acids)
Cellular component (GO): extracellular region
Source: RefSeq, a predicted model, not a curated record